UGCGAUUGGUCGGUGUUAAGCGUAAACUCUUCUGAUUGGUCGGUGGAUCGUCCGGGAGCAGCUGAUUGGUCGGUGGCCAUGAUGGGGAAGGACUACACUUUGGCCAUUCUCAUCGUGAACUAUGACGAUAACCUGUGGAUGGACCAGAACCUCCAGUCUGACCCCGAGCUCCCGUCGGGCUGGAGGACCAUCACCGACUCAACGGGGACCUACUACUGGCACCUGCCGACGGGUGCGACGCAGUGGGAGCACCCGAGGGAGAGCGCCGCCAGGGGGAGGGGCCAGGGACUGCAGGAGGAGACGAGUCCCAGCGACAAACCAGAAGAACUGCACAGAUCCUCCUGGCACGAAGAUCUGCCCCACCACGACCCCGACACCAAGGUCUUCUCCGUCCGGUCUUUGGGCUGGAUGCAGGUUCUGGAGGAGGACCUGGGACCGGGCCGGAGCAGCAUCGCCGUGAGUCACGUGAUCCAACAACUGUCCCACCAAAACCAGACGGACCCGGCUGAACCUCUGGAAGCCUGUGGAGAGGGGAGGGACAUGAAGCUGGUUUUGAAGAAGGACUCGCUGAUCCUAUUGGACCCUUUAGACCACACCCCCCUGCACUGUCAGCCAAUCAGCAGCAUCCGAGUGUGGGGCGUGGGCUGCAACAACGGCAGGGACAGGGACUUUGCAUUCGUGGCCGGAGACAAAGACUCGUGUGUCCUGAAGUGUCACGUUUUCAGAUGUGACGUCCCAGCGAAAAGUAUCGCUACUGCAUUACACCAACUCUGCUCCAAGAUGAUGUCAGAGGAAAGUUGUCGUCCUUCUCGUUCUCUCACUUUGGAGUCCAUCUCUCCACAGGACUUCCCCCGACAAGUGGAGUGUGUGGAGGCCGUGCAGCAGCAGGUGCAGAAGUUUCCGGUCAAAUACGUGGGGAACCUCCCAGUGUCCACAGCCAUGGGGAUGGAGGUCGUGAACCGAGCGAUCGAGAGCCUCAUGACCUCCGACCCCGAUGACUGGGACCACGCCCACAUCCACGUCUCCCACAGCGCCCUCGCUCUGUGGAGGGGAGAGGAGUUGCUGUGGGACUUGCCAGUGCGUUUCCUCACCUUCCUCGGCGUGGGGCAGGACUCUCACACUUUUGCCGUGAUCGUGGACAAAUUCAGGAGGUUCCAGUGUCACGUGUUCUACUGUGACCCACACGCAGGAGACGUGUCCGAGGCCGUGCAGGCUGCGUGUAUGGUGCAGUACCAGCGCUGUCUUGUGGCGCAGACACCGCGCCUCCGGCCCAAAGUCAAACGCGCCGCGUCCGUCGACGCCACGGCCACAACUCUGUAUCAUCUCCGUGGUAACGGCUCAGGCUCUGCCCUCAGCAGCAGCCUCAGCAACAUGAGCGGCGCCGGCGUCAGCGUCAGCGGCGUCCGGAGGGUCAUGGCCUUUUUCGACACGCUCCGAAACAAACCCACCGCCACCUCCUCCUGAGGACUAC
This is a messenger RNA of Boleophthalmus pectinirostris (great blue-spotted mudskipper), 1471 nucleotides long. It is a transcript of the gene apbb3, whose product is annotated as amyloid beta (A4) precursor protein-binding, family B, member 3. The record is from RefSeq and is a predicted model, not a curated record. The transcript has 15 exons. Gene Ontology annotation, biological process: regulation of DNA-templated transcription. Lineage: Eukaryota; Metazoa; Chordata; Actinopteri; Gobiiformes; Gobiidae. Gene Ontology annotation, cellular component: cytoplasm; nucleus. Bases 79 to 1464 code for a protein of 461 amino acids. Gene Ontology annotation, molecular function: amyloid-beta binding; transcription factor binding.